GUAAAACUUGGAGGCGCCAAACCCAGAGCGCUAAAUGCAUUGAAUUUGAUUUGACUACCGACACCAGAACAUGAUGGGAUAUUUUAUACAAGAAUGAAUAUAUCGGUACUCCGUUUGAUAUGCGCAUAGCCGAAAACAGGAAAUUUCUCUAUUAUUUUAGGCUGGGCCAGUCGGUUACUCUUUGUUUUUGAGGGAUUGCAGAAUUUCUGGGUAAUGGAGAUUUUGUGCAAUUACUCCCAAAAUCCAGUGGUCGGUUCUUCAAAAAACAGUAAAAACAGUCACAUGGAACAUGAACCAGGUUCAGCAUCUGCCAAAAUUCAAGAUACCACUUCUCAGAGACGAAAUAUCAACAAUGGCACCAGUUCAAACUUCUUUAAUAGUCUUCAAAAUACCCAUCUUCCUGUGCCCUCUGAUCAGAAUGUUUUAUUUAAAAGUGGACUGGCAGAAAGUUGCUCUGACUAUUUGGUCCCGCGCAUAUCACCAUACCUCCUCGGUAUGCUCCAGUGUAGACCAGUCUCUUUGCCUCUUACUCGAAACGUUGUAAUGGAGGGAUGGCUCAUGAAACGUGGCGAACAUAUUAAAAAUUGGCGACGUCGGUAUUUCAAGUUACGGGAAGAUGGGACAUUUUAUGGAUAUAAAAUUCAACCUAAAGAUGAUAUGGCACAACCUCUAAAUAAUUUUACUGUUCGUGACUGUCAAAUUAUCUGUUUAAACAAGCCAAAACCGUACACAUUUCUUAUUCGUGGUUUACAAUGGACCAAUGUAGUGGAACGUUUAUUUUUUGUCGAAACGGAAGCAGAAAGAAAUUGUUGGCUUGGCGCAAUUCAAAGUGUCGCAAAUCGACUCAAAUCAUCCUAUGAACAACCAGUAUCCGUACAUAAUUUAAAUUUGACUGAAAAUAUGAUCGUUGACAUCCCUCAGAGGCCUUUUAAACGUUAUUCUGUAAAUGACUUCAGACUUCUAAAAGUUUUGGGAAAAGGUACUUUUGGAAAAGUAAUUUUAUGUCAAGAGAAUGAAACAGGUCAUUUUUAUGCUAUGAAAAUACUAAAGAAAUCUGUACUUAUUGAAAAAGAUGAAGUUGUUCAUACAAUGACUGAAAAUCGUGUUUUACAACAAUGCAAACAUCCAUUUAUGACGGAGUUGCGUUAUUCAUUUACUACACCGAAUUAUUUAUGUUUUGUUAUGGAAUAUGUUAAUGGUGGUGAAUUAUUUUUCCAUUUACAACGUGAUCGUGUAUUCUCAGAAGAAAGAGCUAAAUUUUAUGGUGCUGAAAUUACCUUGGCUUUAGGUUAUUUACAUCAUCAGAAUGUAGUUUAUAGGGAUCUUAAAUUAGAAAAUUUAUUGUUGGAUAAAGAUGGUCACAUAAAAAUUGCUGAUUUUGGUCUAUGUAAAGAAGAUAUGUAUUAUGGUGCAUCAACUAAGACAUUUUGUGGUACACCGGAAUAUUUAGCACCUGAAGUUCUUUUAGAUAAUGAUUAUGGGCGUUCAGUUGAUUGGUGGGGCCUUGGGGUAGUAAUGUAUGAAAUGAUGUGUGGACGUUUGCCAUUCUAUUCAAGUGAUCAUGAAGUUUUAUUUGAAUUAAUCCUGCAAGAAAAUGUCUCCUUUCCAACUCGUCUUUCACAGCCAGCUCAAGAUAUCUUGUCUAGACUUUUAAUUAAAGAUCCAACAAGUCGACUAGGUGGUGGUAUACAAGAUGUUUUAGAAGUUAUGGCACAUUUAUUUUUUGCUUCCGUUGAUUGGGAUCGUUUAAUAAGAAAAGAUAUUCAACCACCAUGGAAACCAGAUGUGAUCGAUGAGAAAGAUACAAAAUAUGUUCCAGAUGAAUUCAAAGAUACAUCAGUUGAUUUGACUCCUCCAAAUGAUGACGAUGGCAAUGCGAAUCAAAUUGUCGAUGGACCAUAUUUUGAACAUUUCAGUUUUCAUGGUAGUCGACAAAGUUUAAAUAGUAGAGUCAGUGGUUAUAGUGUCGGUGAAACAUUUUAAUAAUAUAUGGAUUUUACUUAGUGAUUCAAUUAAUUUUGCUACAUACAUGAUUUAAUCUUCUGCUGUGAACAAACGAAGAGAAUGUUUCUCGUCACUCUAUUUUUCAGAUGGAUAAAUUGAUAGAUAGAUAGAUAGACAGUUAGUAGAUAUACAGACAGACAUACAGAAGCAACCUAGAGCCUGGAAGUAUGUGUGUGUGCGUGAGCGCAGACUCUGACCCAACCAACAUUUCCAAUUGUGAAAUGUGUAUAGAUUUUAUUUUCAUAUUUUCUCAUUCAUUUUCACCUAGUUUCACUGAUUCUUUCAUUUUUUUUUUUGUUUUUUUUUGUAUACUUGAUAUCAUGAUAAAAGUUUUUUCAUUUUUUUUCUUUCAAAUUGUAAAUGAAUCAUGUUUAGUUUCAAUAUAUUUGUAAAGAUGUGUGUAACACAUUUUUUGUUUACUCUUCAUUUUUCCUCGUCUUCAUUGGAAUUACAUGUAUUACAGCAUUGUGCCACUCUAUUGUUAUUAUUAUUAUUACUAAUAUUGAUGUGCGAGUAAAUUAUUUACAUUUUUUUUCUUCAAAAUAAACAUAAAUCAUCUCAAUUAUUGUCUCUACUUACUAUCUAUUUAGUAGUAGUUAUUUAUUAUGUACAUUCAGAGUUGAUAUAUCACAUUUUCCACUAUUGUAGUUUACGUGUUCCCUUUUUUUUUUACCUCCAUUUGUUUCUGUCGCUCUCUCUCUCUCUCCUACUUCCUCACAUCAUUCAUUUGAAUGUUGAUGUUAAUGUGUAGACGUUUAUCUUCUCCGCCUUUUUAUUGAUUUUCUUCCUUUUGUAUAUGCAACAACCGUUGUUGUUGUUGUUGUUGUCAUGCCGUCAUAACUAUGUAUGUUCUUGUGUGCGUGUGUUUGCAUUCGAAUACUAGGUUUUUAUUUUUAUUACUUACAAAGGAAUUAAACGAAAAUUCAUUCUACAUGCUCAUUUAUUAUCAAUGUGUUCAGAGUAUCUGAUGAUGAUCAGCGUGCCGUGUCCCCCGACCACCCCCUUCGUCUCUCCAUAUUAUUCAAUCAAUGUAGUUGUGGUAGUAGUAGUAGAUAUUAACUAAAAAAAAAUACUGAUACAUUCAUUAUUCAAUUGUAUGGUUUUUUGGUUUAUUUCAAGUUCAGUAUAUAGUUGUUGAUGAAUGAAAAUAGAAUUUAUUAACAUACUGGA
This is a messenger RNA of Schistosoma turkestanicum, 3174 nucleotides long. The record is from the annotation of a GenBank genome assembly. NCBI's taxonomy places the organism in Eukaryota, Metazoa, Platyhelminthes, Trematoda, Strigeidida, Schistosomatidae.